This is a messenger RNA of Fusarium falciforme, 675 nucleotides long. RefSeq lists its product as hypothetical. Bases 1 to 675 code for a protein of 224 amino acids. NCBI's taxonomy places the organism in Eukaryota, Fungi, Ascomycota, Sordariomycetes, Hypocreales, Nectriaceae. Gene Ontology annotation, molecular function: hydro-lyase activity. The transcript has 2 exons. The record is from RefSeq and is a predicted model, not a curated record.
AUGACUACCGCCCCAGCUGACCCAUCCUGGGUUGAGUCGGAAGACUGGCACACCGCCGGCGAGCUGUUCCGAAUUGUCCACAAGUUCCCACCUGGCCAUGAAACAGAGGGACAAACCGUUGGACAACGCCGUCUCAACAUUAUGGCCCAGCCCGACCAUCCCCUUGAUGUCCUCCGACGAUCCCUUUGCCAUGAGCCUCGUGGUCAUGCCGAUAUGUACGGUGGCUUCAUUACCCCUCGCGAGGAUGCCGGUGCUCUAUUCGACGUUCUUUUCUGGCAUAAAGAUGGGGUUUCUACUGCCUGCGGCCAUGGCACCAUUGCUCUCGGACAUUCGGCUGUUGCCAAGGGCAUGGUUCAGGUCCCAGAGAAUAGAGAGGUUGAUGACCAUAAGCCAAUUCACGCCGAGUUUAUCCAAGUCAUCAGCUAUCAAUGGGCCAAGGAUCUCAUUGUCACUUUGCCCUCUCGCUCCUUGGUGAUCAAGGUCGCUCUGGUCUACUCUGGCGCCGUUUAUGCCAGCAUCGACCUCAGUCAGAUUGGGUUGACAGUCUCGCCCGAGAACCACGAUGAUUUUGUCCAAUUGGGCCGGGAAGUGAGGGCCUCCCUAGGUCAGCGAACCCGCCAUCGAGGCUAUGAGCUCUACGCCAUCGCUUUAUUCAACGAAGAAGAUGGAGCCUGA